AUGGACGCUCUUCGCGGACAGGAGCUGAGCUGGGUGAAUGGCACCAACGCCAUCAUCACGCUGGGCUGUGUCUGGCUUGGUUAUCAUGUACUCGUUGCGCUGUACAAUAUUUCGCCGUUUCAUCCUCUUGCGCGGUUCCCCGGUCCCAAGAUCGCGGCGGCCACAUAUCUUUAUGAAGCCUACUUUGACUGGAUCCUAGUCGGUCGCUAUACACAUGAGAUCCGCGACAUGCAUGCGAAAUAUGGUCCAAUUGUCAGGAUCAACCCAGAUGAGCUUCAUUGCGAUGAUCCCUACUUUACAGAUGAGAUCUAUGCUAUUGGUGGCAGAAUUCGAGACAAGUGGCAGCACCAGAUCAACACGGGCGCAGCAGGCCCCGUCGCCGUCACCGGGUUUUCUACUGUUCCUCAUGAAUUACACCGAGUCAAAAAGGCAGCUUUGGCUCGUUUCUUCUCGAGGACACAAACGCUGAAGCUGGAGGGCGAAGUCAAUGACUUUACGCAGCGCGUGGUCAAUAAGAUGCUGCGCUCCUCCAAGAAGGGAGCGUUUGACGUCAAGGAGGCGUUCAAUUGCUUCACGGCCGAUGUGAUUGCUCAGUACGCCUUUGGUGAGUCCAUGGGCUUUGUCGACCAGGAGGGAUGGGAACCCAACUUUGCGACAUGGGUCAAGAGUUUCUUCCAGCAAGCUUAUAUGAUGAGAAAUAACACUGUGGCGCGUAAAUUGGCACAGGUUGCCCUGCCAAUCUUGCAAUACGUCGACAAGGAUGUGGGAGUUAUUAUGCAACAGAUGGAUGUGACGAUUCCCGGCUAUGUUGAAGCUGCGAUCAAAGACCCCGACAACGGCAGAGUCUUUGCAGAUGUCAUGCAAUCCAACUCAUUACCUCCCGAGGAGAAGAACUUGUAUUGGCUUUCUGGAGAAGGAUUCAAUUUUCUGCUCGCUGGUACCGAGACCACGGCCGCGACCCUCACCACCACUGUUUAUUACUUGCUCGCACAGCCCGAGACCUAUGCUACUCUAAUGAACGCACUGCAGGGUAUCGACCCUCUCAACCCCAAAUGGACCGACCUGGAACAACGCCCCUACAUGUGGGCCGUGAUCCACGAGUCUUUGCGCGUGAUGCCCGGUGUCUCGCACAGAUCAGCCAGAAUUGCGCGGACAGAGAACUUGAACUACAAAAGUCAAGACGGAAAAGUCGAGUAUGUCGUUCCAAUGGGAACGCCGAUUGGAAUGUCGUCCAUGAUCAACCAUUUCAACGAGGAACUCUUCCCCAACCCCAACGAGUUCAAGCCAGAACGAUGGCUUCUACCCGACGGCCAGCCCAACACCAAGCUGCAAAAGUUUUUGCUGUCCUUUGGCAAGGGCAGUCGUGCAUGUCUUGGAGAGCAGCUUGCAUAUUGCGAACUGUACCUCAUGACGGCCGCAAUGGCGCUUCAGGUGCUGCCACGUGCAAAACUGUACGAGACUACCGCUGAGGAUAUCUCCUAUGACCAUGAUCUGAUUGUGCUCCAAACCAAGAAGGGCUCCAUCUCGGUCAAAAUUACCAUAGAUUAA
This is a messenger RNA of Pestalotiopsis fici W106-1, 1548 nucleotides long. RefSeq lists its product as uncharacterized. The coding region runs from base 1 to 1548 and encodes 515 amino acids. The record is from RefSeq and is a predicted model, not a curated record. Lineage: Eukaryota; Fungi; Ascomycota; Sordariomycetes; Amphisphaeriales; Sporocadaceae. Gene Ontology annotation, molecular function: iron ion binding; oxidoreductase activity, acting on paired donors, with incorporation or reduction of molecular oxygen; monooxygenase activity. The transcript has 4 exons.